Fragaria vesca subsp. vesca is the source of this 2403-nucleotide messenger RNA. RefSeq lists its product as uncharacterized. The transcript is spliced from 5 exons. The record is from RefSeq and is a predicted model, not a curated record. Lineage: Eukaryota; Viridiplantae; Streptophyta; Magnoliopsida; Rosales; Rosaceae. Bases 1 to 2403 code for a protein of 800 amino acids.
AUGCAUUUGAUGCGCUACGACAUUGAUCCUGAUUAUGAUAUUUGGUGUGCACACGGUGAAGAUGCGGGUCCAUCUAUACAAGUUGUAGAUAAUGAAAGUUCAGAUCAUAUUGAUGUGGACUAUGAACUUCCAGAAAUGCUUCAAAUGUGUAAGAAAAGGUACACAAAAUUAUUAGCCACCCUCAUAUUGUACAAAUUCAAAGCUGAUAAUGGCCUUCCUACUGAAUCAUUUGAUGAAUUGCUUGAAGUUUUCAAAGACAUGCUUCCAGAUGUUAAUACUUUUCCUGAAUCUAACUACAUAAUAAAAAAAUUCUUGAAAGAAUUUGAUUUGGGGUAUGAGAAGAUUGAAGCAUGCAUCAAUGAUCGUUGCCUAUUUAGAGGUGAAAAGAAGAAGAACAUGCAGAACUGCCCCGAGUGUAAUGCUUCAAGGUGGUAUGUGAAUCCACGGACCAAUGAGAUAAAUAAGGGAGUGCUUGCAAAAGUUUUGCGUUAUUUUCCUAUAAUUCCUAGGAUUCAGAGGAUGUUUUUUUCAGCAAGUAAUAGUGAGCUGUUGACUUCGCUCUCUACUCAUCACAAUCAAGAUGUCAUGAUGCGCCAUCCAGUCGACUCAAUUCAAUGGCUCACUGUUGAUCAGAAGUGGCCAAGCUUUGCUUCUGAGCCACGAAACUUGAGAUUUGGACUAGCCACUGAUGGGUUUAAUCCUUAUAAAAAUCUAAGUUCAACACACAGUAUCUGGCCUGUGAUUUUAGUCAUCUACAAUCUGCCACCUAAUGUUUGCAUGUCACAAAAAAAUUUGAUGCUAAGUCUACUCGUUCCUGGCCCCAAACAACCAGGGAAUGACAUAGACAUGUAUUUGGAGCCAUUGAUAGAUGACUUAAAGGAGCUGUGGAGUAAUGGGGUGGAGAUGUAUGAUGCAUACAAGAGGGCGAUGUUCAACCUGAAAGCUAUCUUGUUGCGGAUAAUAAAUGACUUUCCAGCUUAUGGUAAUCUAGCUGGUUUAACUACAAAAGGGAGUUUUCAUGUACUGCCUUUACGUCACAAUUUGGAUGUCAUGCAUAUUGAAAAGAAUGUGUGUAAAAGUGUGUUAGCAACCAUAUUAGAUGUCAAUGGUAAAUCGAAAAUUGACAAUGAGUCUCGUAGAGAUCUUGAGUUACUAGAACUGAUGGAAGAUGUGCCAAAUGAUGAAAAACGUGAUAAAUUAGAGCUACCAUCUGCACCUUAUACAUUAACAAAGGUUAAGAAACCUAAAUUUUGUGGUAAGUUGUAUUUUCAAAGGUUUCCUGAUGAGUAUUGCAGUAAUAUUGCUAAUUGUGUCAAGCUGCAACAGUGCAAGAUACAAGGUCUUAAGUCUCAUGACCAUCAUGUUUUAAUGCAACAAUUGUUGUCUGUUGCAUUAAAAGGGCUUUUACCUGAAGGCCUAAGAAAAGCAAUAUGGCGUCUAUCUUCGUUUUUCAAUGAGUUGUGUCAAAGGGUAUUGGACAAAAAAAGGUUGGAAGAGUUGGAAGAUGAGAUUGUAUUGACUUUAUGUUUGCUGGAGAGAUACUUCCCUCCGUCCUUCUUUGACAUUAUGAUUCAUCUUACUAUUCAUAUCGGGAGAGAAGCUAAGCUAUGUGGUCCGGUGCAUUUUAGGUGGAUGUACCCUUUUAAGAGGUACUUAAGGACUAUAUAUGUUAAGAAUCGUGCUAGACCCGAAGGAUCAAUAGCUGAAAAUUAUUUAGCUGAUGAGUGCUUGAGGUUUUGUGGUCAAUACAUGAAACAAGUAGAUGCUAUUAGUUCAAGAAGGAAACGCAAUGAAGGAGUUGACGAUGAAACAAUUGUAGAAGGGUCUACACUGUUAAAAGGGCGUUCAGUAAUCUUAUCAGAUUCGAUUAUGUGUGAAGCUAGUGUAGAGGGGAUUUUGUCGGAUACUUUGAAGUUGCUUGUGAAAGGGCCUAGAUUUUAUGCAAUGUCGCAUAUUGGUUUUAUAAUACAUGGAAAACACUUUUACACAGUAGAUGCAAAGGUCUCCACGACGGAUUAUGGUGUCCAUAUUGAAGCAGAUUCUAGUUUGAAUUAUUAUGGAGUUAUAAGAGAUAUUUUGGUGUUAGACUUCUACACUUUCCGGUUGGCUAUAUUUCGGUGUGACUGGGCGAACAUUGUUAGUGGUGUUAAAAAGGAGGAUGGGUUCACCUUAGUAAACCUUCAUGAUGGUUUAGAUAAAAAGGAUCCAUUCAUUUUAGCAUCACAUGCAAAACAAGUGUUUUAUUCUAGAGAAACUGAAAGUUCUAGUUGGUAUGUGGUGUUGAAGGCUCCUCCAAGAGGCUUUCAUGAUUUGAAGGUUUUUGAUGAGUCUGUUUUUACACCAUAUGUUCCACAAGAUGUUUCAGCACUUGACAUAGAUAACUGGGAUAGUGAUCAAAGUUGA